AUGUCAUCUAGAUUACUAUUUCGUUUUGCUGCCAAUCAUCGUCAAUCAUUAGGGCUUUUGAAAAAUGUCCAAUUAGCGUUUAAACGCUCAUCAGCAACAGUUCCACUCAAAACACCGCUACCACCACUAUCGAACGGUGCAAAACAACGUAUUGGCCUAUGGCUUGCUUGUUCAGCAGGUAUGACUGCUGGUGCUGUUGCUCUUGGCGGUAUAACACGUUUAACUGAAAGUGGUUUAUCAAUGACAAAUUGGCAUUGGCUUAAUGACAUGAACCCACCACGUACAGCUGAAGCAUGGCAAGAAGAAUUCGAGCGUUAUAAACGUUUUCCUGAAUUUGAACAAAUGAAUCGUGAAAUGACAUUACAUGAAUUUAAAAAAAUUUACUACAUGGAAUUUGCACAUCGUAUGUGGGGCCGUGCUACAGGACUUAUAUUCAUUGUCCCUGCAUUCAUGUUUUGGCGACGUGGAUUAUUUGACAAAGGGAUGAAAAUACGCGUUUUAAUUUUUGGUAGCUUAAUUGCAGCACAGGGUGCAUUAGGUUGGUAUAUGGUUAAAUCAGGUUUACAUAAAGAAACAUUAAUCGAUGGACGUGCAAGUGUUUCUCCAUAUAGAUUAGCUGCACAUCUUGGUACAGCAUUUAUUCUUUAUUCAGGUCUUUUAUGGAAUUCGUUUAAAUAUUUAACUAAGCCGGAUGUUUACGCUUCUACCCGUGUUCCACGUGGCUGGGCAAUAGGUGUUCAUGGUUUACUAACUCUUACGUUUCUAACUGUAGUAGCUGGUGCAUUUGUUGCCGGUUUAGAUGCUGGUCUAGUCUAUCCAACUUUUCCAAAAAUGGGUGACUAUUGGAUACCACCAGAAUAUUCAACAUUAACACCAUGGUACAGAAAUAUUUUUGAGAAUCCUGUAGCUGUCCAAUUUAAUCAUCGUGUUCUUGGUCUAACAACAACAGCAGCUGUAUUAACUUUUUCAUUAGCUUCUCUUUCAGUUAAAUUCGGUCGACGUGCAGCAGUAGCUAGAAAUUUACUUGCAGCAAUGGUUAUUGUACAAACAUCAUUAGGUAUCGGAACACUUUUAUAUCAUGUACCUAUUUCGAUGGCAGCAGCGCAUCAAAGUGGUUCACUUGCUUUACUUUCAUUUGCGCUAUGGUUAGCUUUUAAUUUAAAACGUGUUCCAAAAAUAUGA
Rotaria socialis is the source of this 1182-nucleotide messenger RNA. Lineage: Eukaryota; Metazoa; Rotifera; Eurotatoria; Philodinida; Philodinidae. The record is from the annotation of a GenBank genome assembly.